Malurus melanocephalus (red-backed fairy wren) is the source of this 324-nucleotide messenger RNA. RefSeq names its product natural resistance-associated macrophage protein 2-like. The transcript is spliced from 3 exons. The record is from RefSeq and is a predicted model, not a curated record. NCBI's taxonomy places the organism in Eukaryota, Metazoa, Chordata, Aves, Passeriformes, Maluridae. The coding region runs from base 53 to 286 and encodes 77 amino acids.
GUUCUGGAAGGUGGCCGGCGGGCUGUUGAUCCUGCUCAUCUGCGCUAUCAAUAUGUAUUUCGUGGUGGAGUACGUGCUGUCCUUCAACCACCUGGGGCUGUACAUCGGCACCGCGCUGCUCAGCCUGCUCUACCUGGGCUUCGUGGUGUACCUGACGUGGCUGUGCCUGAUCGCGCUGGGGGUGUCGUUCCUGGCCUGCGGGAGCACGGGCCGUUUGGGUUUCGCCGCCCGCCCGGAGCUUUUCCUGCUCGGCCACGUGGACUCGGAGCCAUCGGUGCCCCCGUGAGACCGGGACGGGACCAUGGGACACCCCCGGACACCCUG